UGUCUGCAAUCGUAAAUGUCAUAGCAUUUUUGAGCUCAUUAUUAUACCAGAAUGGCAGAAAAUAGAGAAGAAAUUUUAGCAAACUUCCAGGGAAUAACAGCAAUAGAAGAUGUUGCAGAGGCGAUAUAUCACUUGGACGAAGCAAACUGGGACUUACUUUCAGCCAUCAACAGAGUGAUGCCACAGGACGGCAGCCGGCCCGCGCGAGGCGACAACAAUGACGUGGACGUCGAAAUGAUCGACGACGACAUAUCUGUGAUAACCCCAAAAACACGCCCACCCGAUCGAGAAGACAGUAGCCAAGCUUCAACCUCGUCUCCUAGAAAUAGUUACACUAGUUUGGUAGAGCUGCAAGUACACUAUAACAAUAAAAUGCAUGACAUCAAAAUGUCCGGAGCAGCCACAGUCAAUGAUUUAAAGAAGCGGUUAGAAUCAGUAUGCGGAGUCCCAGUCUGCCGGCAACAGAUCUCCGGGCUGGGUGGAUCCCGGGCGACUUCAAGUGCUGCACUAGGAGGGCUCGGCUUGCAGCCAAAUACUGUUUUGCGGCUCAAACAGGCUGAUGAACUCAUGCCGGAUGAUGAAGUGGCGGAACGUCUGACGAACACGUACGUGUUGCACGUGACGCACGAGGACGUCGGCAAGGAUUACACGCUCAAGUACCCCGGCACCAAGACGGUGCAGGAAGUCAAGAACGACAUAUUUUCGCUCACUGACAUUCCUGUCAGACACCAGGUGUGGACGGGAUGGCCGGUGGUGACGGGGCUGGAUGACACUGUUCUAGCCAUGGUGGGGCUCGAUAUGCCUCAGCAUGAGCUAGCUGUAAAGCGCGGACCCACCAAGGAGUAUAAACGGAUAGUAGUAGAGAGUUCCGACAGUGAAAACAGUUCCGUGGAAGAAAUAGAAGACAGUGUUGAAGGGUUCACGUGCGAAGACGACAUGUUUGUCGACCUUGUACACUCGGAAAGACUACGUCCGCUCAUGUCAGAACACGUAGAGGAUGAGGCGCUAGGCUGUAUCGAGUUCGCUGAACGAUUCCGCGCUCGCUACGGGCCCAACACGCCGCACUUCUUCGAGGGAACUCUUCAAGACGCCAUCAAGGAGUCCUGUCUUCAACCAGCUCGGGAGCGAAAACUCUUAGGCGUAUAUCUGCACCACGAGCAAUCCGUACUGGCCAACGUGUUCUGCGCUCAACUGCUCGGCUGCGAGACCGUUCUGCACACGCUCAACCACAACUUCGUACUCUACGGCUGGGAUCUAACAGACCCCGACAACAACAACAUGUUACUGAACUCCGUGGCGAACGCCUUAGGCCCUGUCGCCAGCAUGACGAUCCGCAGCAUCCCCGUGGAAAGAUUACCGGCGCUGGUCAUUAUCAUGCGAGUGCGGUCCAACACAGAAAUCUACUCUGUAAUCAAUGGCAACGUGGGCGUCUCCGAGCUAGUAGGCGGCCUAGUAGAAGCGUUGGAGCGAUUCGCGGCCCAACGCGACGAAGACGCGAGAUUAGAAAGAGAACGCGACGCUCGCCAGCAGGUGAAGCUAGAGCAGGACGAAGCAUACCAAGCCAGUCUCGAGGCCGACAGAGCUAAAGAACAAAUGAAAAAGCAACAAGAAUUAGAAAGAAAUCAGGAAUUAGAAAGGGCAGAGUCUGAAAGACAAAUGGAAGAAGCGAAAAAAGAGGCGGACCGCGCGAGCGCACUGGCCCGAGUGCCUGCAGAGCCGGCCGAAGGCGCCGCCGACGUCACAAGAAUUAGGAUCAAACUGCCGCCCCCACACGACAGCUGUCUCGAGCGUCGCUUCAACGGAGAAGACGCGCUUUCGGCAUUAUUUGACUUCCUCGCAUCAAAAGGUUUUCCAAAAGAAAGCUACAAAGUGAUCUCUAGCUGGCCUAGGAGAGACUUAACAAUGGAAUCUCACAGCAGUACACUAAAGGCGAUGAAACUGUUCCCGCAGGAGACGCUCAUGCUCGAGGAACGGUGAAGACACACACACACAAUAUACAUACAGUACCAAAAGCACACACGCGCAACUUUGUACUUCCAAGGGCAGCGUAUAAAGAAACCUCUGCAAUGUGAUUUUAAUCUCUAUAAAACAGGCAUAUUUUUCAAUUAGGGUUUUCUGAAUCGUUUUUAACGUCAGGCGGCGACAAUGAUGCGACUGAGGCCCCACUGGGGUCAGAUCUCUGACAGCUUCAAAAUCCACCAAUCAAAUAAUGUUGAUUUAAUAUUUUUGGAUUUUGAAGUUUGCUGUCGGAAAGUCCUGGCGUCUCAUAGAUCAGCUCGUGAGCAGAUUGGAUAGAAUCAGCUCGUGAUUCUGAGAAUAAUCCAAACACGUCCAGGCAGGCAAGCAUGGUCGCGCGAUAAAUGAUAAAACAUCAGGCCGUCCCUAUCGCACUAUUUGUAAGUGCGAUAGGGACGGCCAGAUCUGGUGAAAUUCGAUAUUCGGGUUUUUUUUAACACUUAGUAAAAUUUGUGAGCCUCACUUUUUUAUUAUUAUCAUAAAUGGGCUUACUCUUGGCCACAGACUAGCCAAAGGCAAAGACGUGGUCUACGAUGGAGUGAGCUCGCCCAAAAAAUGCCUGUUCACCCUAGAUUUGAAAAACUUUACUGUCAAGUAAAAAAGGAUUCUUUUCAUAACUAAUAAUUUCAACAAUGAUUAUUCUCAUAUUAUCAUUUUCUACUGCUAGUGAAUCAUUGCUAGCAUUGCGGUGACUGAUUUGAUUUCAAGAUUAUAAUACGCAAUUAGAUUUUGACAUGACGUUCUAAAAUAGUUAAGUACUUUAUAAAUCGGUAUUUUAUCUAAUUGACGCUUAAGAUCAGAUAUAUUUAUUUUCUAGUUGUUUUGCAAAACACGAGUUAUAAAUGUACCUAUGAGAGAAAAAUGAUUAUUGGUUUAAUCAUUAUCCUAUCAAUGAGGUGAAGACUUAGUGCGUUUUCACAUUAUUCGAUCCGAUAUCGGAUGUCGGACCGAUAUCCCAUACAUUACAGGCGCCAUGUUGGCGCCUCAUUUUCGCGUCAUUUAA
This is a messenger RNA of Leguminivora glycinivorella, 3019 nucleotides long. RefSeq names its product FAS-associated factor 1 (gene casp). Gene Ontology annotation, molecular function: ubiquitin binding. The record is from RefSeq and is a predicted model, not a curated record. Gene Ontology annotation, cellular component: endoplasmic reticulum; nucleus. The coding region runs from base 52 to 1977 and encodes 641 amino acids. The transcript has 16 exons. NCBI's taxonomy places the organism in Eukaryota, Metazoa, Arthropoda, Insecta, Lepidoptera, Tortricidae.